Messenger RNA from Python bivittatus (Burmese python), 933 nucleotides. Its product is annotated as olfactory receptor 14I1-like. Gene Ontology annotation, cellular component: membrane. Gene Ontology annotation, biological process: G protein-coupled receptor signaling pathway. NCBI's taxonomy places the organism in Eukaryota, Metazoa, Chordata, Lepidosauria, Squamata, Pythonidae. Gene Ontology annotation, molecular function: olfactory receptor activity; G protein-coupled receptor activity. The record is from RefSeq and is a predicted model, not a curated record.
AUGGAUAAUGACACAUCAGGGUUUCUGCUUUUGGAAUUUUCAGCGAUUUGGGAACUACAAAUUAUGUACAUAACUUUACUACUGAUAGUCUAUCUCAUGAUGGUAACAGGAAACCUUCUCAUCAUCACUGCUGUUGUUUGUGACCACCACCUUCACACUCCCAUGUACUUCUUCCUGAUGAAUUUAGCCACGCAAGACAUUGGUUCAGUUUCAGUCAUUCUCCCCAAAGCUGUUUGGAAUUCUCUGAUGAGUAUAAAGACUAUUUCUUAUUCUGGAUGUGUUGCCCAAGUCCUCUUGUGUUUCUUUUUCUGGACUUGCAAUUUUUCCCUCCUUACCAUUAUGGCCUAUGAUCGGUAUGUUGCCAUUUGCAGACCUUUACAAUAUGAAAUGGUAAUGAACAGGAAGGUUUGCACCAAAAUGGUUGGCAGCGUGUGGAGUGCCGGCUUUCUUAAUGCUUCAUUACACACUAUUGGAACUUUUCUUACUCAUUUCUGCUCUAAUGUGAUCCAUCAGUUUUAUUGUGAAACCCCACAGUUACUUAAGCUUGCCUGCUCAGAUUCAUAUGUAAUUGAAAAUGGAAGUUUAAUAUUUAGUACUACGUUAGUAUUUGGUUGUUUUGUCUUCAUCAUUGCUACAUACGUACAGAUCCUCUCUGCUGUUUUAAGAAUCCCUUCUGUUCAGGGUAGGAAAAAGGCCUUCUCCACUUGCCUACCACAUCUGACUGUCAUUUCCAUAUUUUUGUUUACUGCUGCCUUUGCUUAUCUAAGAGACGUAUCUGACAGUCCAUCCCACCUUGAUUUCAUAAUUACAAUAAUGUAUUCCAUUAUUCCCCCCCUGAUGAAUCCAUUAAUCUACAGCAUGAGAAACAGGGACAUCAAAGUUGCUCUUUCAAGACUUUUUGGUCAGAGGUCAUGUCAUUUUAAAAAAGUGUGA